CUGGCGUUGGUGGCCGCGCUGCUGGCCGCGGGUUCGGCCAGUGAGUACGACUAUGUGAGCUUCCAGUCGGACAUCGGCUCCUACCAGAGCGGCCGCUUCUACACCAAGCCUCCGCAGUGCGUGGACAUCCCGGUGGACCUGAGGCUGUGCCACAACGUGGGCUACAAGAAGAUGGUGCUGCCCAACCUGCUGGAGCACGAGACCAUGGCAGAGGUGAAGCAGCAGGCCAGCAGUUGGGUGCCGCUGCUCAACAAGAACUGCCACAUGGGCACCCAGGUCUUCCUCUGCUCGCUCUUCGCGCCCGUCUGUCUGGACCGGCCCAUCUACCCGUGCCGCUGGCUCUGCGAGGCCGUGCGCGACUCGUGCGAGCCGGUCAUGCAGUUCUUCGGCUUCUACUGGCCCGAGAUGCUCAAGUGUGACAAGUUCCCUGAGGGCGACGUCUGCAUCGCCAUGACGCCGCCCAAUGCCACCGAAGCCUCGAAGCCCCAAGGUACAACAGUGUGUCCUCCAUGUGACAACGAAUUGAAGUCGGAGGCCAUCAUCGAACAUCUCUGUGCAAGCGAAUUUGCACUGAGGAUGAAAAUCAGAGAAGUGAAGAAGGAGAAUGGCGACAAGAAGAUUGUCCCCAAGAAGAAGAAGCCCCUGAAACUGGGGCCCAUUAAGAAGAAGGAGCUGAAGCGGCUUGUGCUGUUCCUGAAGAACGGGGCCGACUGUCCCUGCCACCAGCUGGACAACCUCAGCCACAACUUUCUCAUCAUGGGCCGCAAGGUGAAGAGCCAGUACCUGCUGACGGCCAUCCACAAGUGGGACAAGGAAAACAAGGAGUUCAAAAACUUCAUGAAGAAAAUGAAAAACCACGAGUGUCCCACCUUCCAGUCUGUUUUUAAAUGAUACUGAGGUGGACUGGGGAGGGAGUGUGUGACCUGGGGUGAGGGUGGGGGCGAGGGGACGGCCCUGGCUCUUGGGGUUCACAUAUUGCCCUUGCCCAUUACAGUUGUGGCUUUCGCAUCGCAGCUGGCUCCAUUCCUACAGCGACCCCACUCCCUCCUCUUGACAUAGCCACAUCCAGCUAUGUCCAGGGCUCUUUAGACUAGAAGGCUUUUUUUUAAGGGCUGCAGUAGGGCCAGCAGUCACUGUGCAAAAGGAGGGGCAGAAUCCUUUCACUGAGUCUCAGGCACACACACACACACACACACACACACACACACACACACUUGCCAGUUUGGAAAGAAGUGUGUGAGGGCAGCUGAUGCAAGCUGUAUGCUGCUCUGGACAUCAUUAGGAAUUGCUCGUGGAGUCUUUGGGUAAACCAAGCCCUUGCAGGUAGAAAAAUUUGAUCAUUGGCAAGGCAGGUUGUUUCAGUUUGGUAGUAAUCCCCCCUUUUUUGCAUUGAUAGAAACAAGAGCACCAGUACCCCAUCAUACACACACACAUACAUGCACACACACACACACACACACACACACACACACACAUUCUGAAGGUAGCCAGGGUAUCCCAGUACAGAAUGCGAUAGACAAGGGGCAGGAUGGGAGGCCACAAGGGUGACAGAGGCUUGCUUUUGUAAGAGGAGGAACGUGGUGGGCAUGAAGAGACAUGAGGUAUUUCAGGCUGAGAAGCCAAUGGUUACUGGUUUUCAAAAACAUAGUGAAAGAAAAAAAAAACACAAGAACAUCAGCAAGUCACGAGUCAGGGUGAAUGGGGAGCUCACACUGUGGCUUCAUCAGUCCUAUUUCAAAAGAACACCUGCUACAUAAACAGAGACAAAACCUCACACACCCUUCAAGGCUUCGAUAAAAAUCCACACUGAGCGUUUGAAAAGACAGCCAAGACUAAGAUCUAUCUCUGACUGCCUAAGGCUGCCCUCUUAAUAAGCAUGCUGUCUGCGCACGUGCUAUGGAAGGUAACAACUGUCUGCACAUGUGCUGUGGAAGGGGUGGGCGUGGCAUCAUGAUGGUAGUUCCCUGCUGCCCUGGAGCCAGCACAGCAGUGGAAGCUGACAGUAUCUACAGCGCUCCCCAGAUUGCUUUUCUCCAAGAAGAUCCAUUUCUUUCAACACGAUUGCGAUUGCGUAUAGCUAAAAGAUACUCGAAAUCGCUGCUUGCCUGAUCCCUACACUUUUGCUUUUGUACUCCCUCGCCCCACUCGUGCGUUCUGAGGAUGAGUGUCCUGUCCAAGAAGAUGGCGACAACAGCUAACCGUUGGCAGUUUCCCCAAGUGCCCAAAGGUAGUCCUCAAAGUUGGUAUGCUUAGUAAGUGAUGUAAAUAAGCCGGUUCUCUUCGGCAGCCUAACUCCUGCUGUCUUCUUUAGAGUAGCUCUAAAGAAAAAAGACGUGAACGCUGAUUUCUUCCACCAAAGUCUGACCCACUACAUCUCAAGGAACGCAGUGGCGGUCUGUCUCCCUGGGGGGCUCACUCCUGCUGCAGCAUUGUGAGGAGUUGUGCCAUCCAAUGGCCUUGGAUCGACACAAAAACAGGGAAAUUCUGGUAACUUCUGAACGACUGUAGCCUGGAAAUCAGCCAGCCAACCUAGUUACUGACCUGAGUGCGAUACUGACCUAAUUAACCUCCUGUUUAGUAAUCCCAUUAUCUUAACACUUAAAUAUUCUUUCAACCUUAACGUUAUUAGGGACCUUAAAUGAUUUGCCUAUACUUUUGGAUGAUUUUAAAAUGCAUAUACGUAUUAUUAAUUAGCAAUAGUCUACUUUUCUCAUCGUCCAACUGAAACACAAGCGUAUUUCAUGAGUGUGUAGAGCUGGGCCUAGAGUCGCUAGUUCAGGGUUCGCUGAAGGGCUGCUCACUUUGGCAAAGUGGGUCAUGCAGCAGGGCCCUCUCCAAGUGACAGAGGACUUUCUACACGAGUUUAUAUGGGGGAGGGGGUGUUUUUUCACAGAAAGCGAGCCGGGGCCGCGCUGGGCAGCUCUAGAUUAGAACCCUCAGGUAGGAGGCAAUGCUCUCAGAAAGGAUUCAUAAUAAACUGAUCCCGUGAUCUGCAGCGGCUGUCACCACCCCCACCCCCACCCCCCCGCGCGCACCCCAGCACCUCCACUGCAGAAUCCCCUGGGUUAGAGUUCCAUUGUGGACCUGUGAGGAUUUUAGAUGCAUACACACCAGUUUUGUCGGCAGGAGCUCAGCAGUUCAGCACAAGCAAGGGAGGCUAUGAACCCAAAGCUGCAUGAUCUCCAACCUUUGUUCUUUUCAACAAAAGGCACAACAAACCAAUGUGCAGACUCAUUGGCCUUGGCACCGGCUUCCAAAAGAGGAGGUCCAUGUGCAUGCUGACCAUUGUUGCCAGGGAAAGGGUCAGCCUUGGAGAGCUUUAAAAUCCUCAUGCUGGAGAGGAGGAGGAGGCCAGACCUGCGGAUCCAUUGGGCACUACCAGUAGAGAAGAUAGGGCUUGGAGGCAAGAAUUGUAAGACUAUUUGAGGACGUUCUAUAUCCACACUCAACUCUCAUGGUUGGCUGGUUAGCGCUCUGUUCUCCCGGGGGCGUGGCCCGAGCAGGGUUCCGGCUAACUGUGAAGGCUUCAAUCACAGAAAUCUCAUUUCCCAAAGCGAGAGCCUAUCUCCCUUGUUAGACUCCGUGUAGCUAGAUGAUCUGUGUUGUGCCUUCAUAGCGGAAGUGUUUCGAGAUGUGUUUCAGACGCAAACCUGAGGCUACAUCUCCAUGCUGACAGGCUGGCUGCUCUGACCUGGCUUCGCAGGUCCCCAGCACACAGAUGGAAUUCCUGCUGGCCCUAGUUCUUUCGUGAGGGACUCCACUUUUAGAGUCCAAAACUUUUAUAAAAAGCUUUGAAUACUGUGAAGAUGUUUUACAUUCCAUUUCUUUUGUGUUGUUUUUUUAAAACUACAUUUGACCAGAUGUUUUGAUGUUAUCACGUUUGUAAUAGUAAUUCCCAUAUGUGUUUUGUUUUCAUGCUUUUCCUGCCAUGUAUUCACUUGACUAAAAUCACUCAAUCAAUAA
Molecule: messenger RNA, 3963 nt
Organism: Myodes glareolus (Bank vole)
Lineage: Eukaryota; Metazoa; Chordata; Mammalia; Rodentia; Cricetidae
Gene: Sfrp1
Product: secreted frizzled related protein 1
Biological process (GO): canonical Wnt signaling pathway; non-canonical Wnt signaling pathway
Molecular function (GO): Wnt-protein binding
Source: RefSeq, a predicted model, not a curated record